AUGGCCACUGAAGCUGGCACAGGCCAAAUGACGAAGGAGUCACUCCGAGAUGCUUACCGUUCCAUAAAGAAGAUGUCUCUAAACCAUCUAAGUGCAAAGCAGCACCUGCUGAUGGCACUCUGUAGAGAUGUCUCUAUGCUUCCUCCAGUCUAUUAUACAUUUAUGUCGUUGAAGAAAGCUUGGCAGAUAUCCAUACAAACAACGAUAAAGCUUUAUGAGCCGCAAUCACUUCGAGAAAGUUUAAUAGCGUUUUGGCAGACGUAUAUGGUUGCUAAUAUAAGUGAUUCAGUACAGUUUAGUAAUUUAAGAACUAUGGAGAAUGUUACACAGCAUAAUGUUAACAACACAAGUGCAGAGAAUUGGGAAUCUGUGCUGUUUACCGCACUAACCAAGGCUCGUGCUUCUGAACACUUAUUCUGUGCACUAUGGUGUUUGGUUUCCUUGUACUUGACUUAUGCUAUCCUUGAUUCUUUAAUGGUACGAUGGAUUGUAAAGUACUCUACUCUGGCAGCAAUUUUGAGAAUGUUUUCUAUGUCUAUGAUAAUAAUAACAUUUGAACUGAUGUUACUAGCAUCUUUAUCCCCCGAAAAGAACUAUUUUUUACACACUUGGAUUACAAUUAGUUGUAUUCUAACGGCUGUCUAUAUCUGGCAAAGCUAUUUGACCUCUGAUCUUAAUUAUGUGAGAAAUAAAAAACUAGACAUCAAUGACAUUGAUGUUGACGAUGAAAUAGAAGGUAUUAAUGGACAAUUCAGUUAUUCUACAACUAUAGAGGCUACACCAGAUAAUAAUAGCGAAUAUGAGGUUAUCUCUAAUGAGGAUAGCCCAUCACAAAUAAAUCAGAGAAGACUAAACACGAUUGGAAGUCAACAGUCGCGAUCAUCGACACCAACAUCUGCAACAUCGCAAAGGCGGUCACAAAAAAGAAACACUGUGAAAAGUAUCGAUUUUACAACUAAAAGAUACAUUGAUCUCUACAACAUUACAGUAUUCUGUGUUGUUCCUGUUGGGAUAGCAAGUUUUAUCACCAUGGUCGGAUUACUGAGGAAUUUAUUUAUCCAGAGAUUAGAUGUUGAACAACUAGGAAGAAUGUUACAUGAAAGUUAUAAUCCAUAA
Nakaseomyces glabratus is the source of this 1116-nucleotide messenger RNA. RefSeq names its product Eos1p (gene EOS1). Gene Ontology annotation, biological process: cellular response to oxidative stress; protein N-linked glycosylation. Gene Ontology annotation, cellular component: endoplasmic reticulum membrane. The record is from RefSeq and is a predicted model, not a curated record. NCBI's taxonomy places the organism in Eukaryota, Fungi, Ascomycota, Saccharomycetes, Saccharomycetales, Saccharomycetaceae.